UUCAAUGUAUAAAGCAAUAAUUAUGUGUAUGCUAGCUUUUUGUUGUUUGUUAAAAUAUGGAUCAGAUCAAUUAUUUGUUUUUAUUUACAAUUUGUUUACUAAAUCAUAUAUCCUGUCAUAUUGUCAGCUUGGCAGCUGCAUAAAUCUAUAAGUAUCAAGUUUCAAAGAGCAGCUGCACAUAAAAUACUGUCAAGCAGUUAUCAACAUCGUACAAAUAAUUUAAAAGUUAACUUUAAUAAAUAAAAAAAUGAAGAUUCAAGAAUGCAUUCUUCUAAUUUUUGCCACAAUUUCAUUUUGGGCCGAACCAUUUUCUGCAGUCAACUGCCAACAAGGAUACAGCAACCCUCUUAAUCUCAACUGGCCGACGUCGGCCGACAUUUUAGAAUCGUCACCAUUCGGAUACGACAAAUCGUCGUUUGAAUCUAACUCGGACGAGGAAUCAUGCUGCAACUUAUACAACUUUGUCGUGAAAAGACCCAACGGACAGGACGUUUGUUUGAAACAAUACGCUGGAAAAGUGUUGAUCAUUUUGAAUUACGCGUCCGGAUGCGGUUUUACACAGGACAACGUUUGCACUCUGACGGAAUUUUCCAACAAGUACAGGGCAUGUGGCUUAGAAAUACUGGUAUUCCCCAGCAACGACUUCUCCCAGAACUUCGGCGGGAAUACUGCAGCCCAAAUAUUUGCAGAUAAUCAUCCUCAAUUCGAAGUGUUUGCAGAAAUUUGCGUAAAUGGUAGAGCACAACAUCCGAUGUACAGAUUUCUCAAGAAUAAGUUGCCCGGCGCAUUCAACACAAAAACUAUUAAAUGGAAUUUUACCAAAUUUGUAGUAGACAGGAAUGGAUGUCCUAUUCAACGAUUUGCGGCGACAGACGGUUUUACGGACCUAGAAGAAUUGAUACAAGAACUGUUGAAGAACCAAAAUUGCUAAUUCUACGUUUAACUCAGUAUCGUCCAGCUAUAGGUACCUACUCGGUUUACAAAGCGAACUCAUUUUUCCAUUAUAUCCAGAUUACAUCUGACAUAAAGGUACUUGUAUAAUGUUAUUAUAUUAAAUCGUUAUACUAUUCAAUCGUGCAUUUAACUUUUAUUUUGUUAUAGUUAUGUAUAGCGUUAUUUUAAUAAUUUAAAAUGAAGGUAUGAAACGAUUAUUAUGACUUUUUUUUACAAUUAAAAUGUAUUACACUAACGAAUAAUA
Molecule: messenger RNA, 1198 nt
Organism: Myzus persicae (green peach aphid)
Lineage: Eukaryota; Metazoa; Arthropoda; Insecta; Hemiptera; Aphididae
Product: glutathione peroxidase 1-like
Exons: 6
Coding region: 248-931 (227 amino acids)
Biological process (GO): response to oxidative stress
Molecular function (GO): glutathione peroxidase activity
Source: RefSeq, a predicted model, not a curated record